AUGAACGGCUUCUCAAUUACUCAAAUCACCACCGUCCCCCACGCCGCCCAUCAAGCAAUCUGGAGGGCCGGAGAACAGGCCCCACGUCAAGUGCCAACUGUGAUCUACGAUGACUUCAAUCAGCGGCACCCGAUUGCUUUGAAGUUGAUCCCCAGUGAAGAGAACGAGGUGCCCAUCCCUCUGCAGAUCUCAAUGCAGAUUCCUGUUCCUGCUGGGGUACAUCGCUACUAUCUUCGCGGCAGUUCGAUCAAGGAUGAUAGGCGACCACCGGUCAUCCCUGAUCCUGGAGAGACACACAGCUAUCCGAUUACCAGCCGUCAGUUCCAGUUAGAUGGCGGUGCGACGGGAGUUGAGACCAAACUCGACACGACCUUUUUGUAUGGCAAGAUGGACAAGGUGCAUUUUCCGUUCAAGGCCACGGGACUUUGGAUCUGGGAUUUGUAUGAGGUUGGGCUACCCACGCCGGUUGCUCGAUGCCAGGUGCCACUGGAAAUCUACUUCUUCCUGGGCGAUCCCAGCUUCCACAUAGCCAACCCGAGUGCCCUUUCACCCGACAAGGAGAGUGUUCCAGCCCACGUAUUUGAAUUGAUCGAGUUGACCAUCCCCGAGUAUGGCGAUAUAGCUUCCACGACCCUUUCUCCGGAGGAUGUGAAAAUCGUCCUCGUUGCACAUGUUGUUCAACAACUCUGGGACUUUGCCGGAUCAGGUCUUACCUAUGACUCAGUUGAAGGUGCUCCAUCCUAUCUUCGUGGGUCAGUUUUCUUCUUGGGUUCGAUGCUGAGUAAAUAUCACCCAACCUGUAACUGUUUUGACUUGGGUGCAUUUGUCAACUACGCAUUCAAAUCAUUCGGCAGGCGGACGGAUCCGCAAACGGGCCGGGAAAUCGAUUUUUUUGAGACUCGAACCUGCGAAGUCCGACCCUGGGGCUUUAUCAAGCCCAGCGUCCUGAUUGGGACGAAUGCUCCCUGCAACAAUCCUUUCUAUGCCGCGUUCGACCAAUCCCGACUCGUUGAGACAGAUCAGAGCCGCACGGACUUCUCGUGCCAUUGCUUUUGCCUUUGGAGGCAGGGUGGACAGGAAAAGGUCAUCGACAUCUGCCUGGUCCAGGCUAUUGCCAACACCAAUCGUGAGAACUCCAUAUGGGUGCAUGACAAUAUUCAAUGGGACGAUCAUGGGAACCUCGUCUCUCUCCAGGAUGCGACGUUUACUUUUGCCGAGUAUUGGAAUAUGAGGGACCACCCGGAAGUUGGGGCUGACCAAGUACCAGUGCCACAAGGUGAGGAGUCCUUUUCUUCCAUUUCUUGA
Messenger RNA from Fonsecaea monophora, 1305 nucleotides. RefSeq lists its product as hypothetical. The coding region runs from base 1 to 1305 and encodes 434 amino acids. The transcript has 2 exons. The record is from RefSeq and is a predicted model, not a curated record. NCBI's taxonomy places the organism in Eukaryota, Fungi, Ascomycota, Eurotiomycetes, Chaetothyriales, Herpotrichiellaceae.